AUGCAUGGGCAAUCGCCGUCCUUCACUCAUCCUCGGAGAUCUUCCAGCACACUAGCAGAUCAUCGCAAGAACCCCCUGAACGUCUCCCAGCCCGCAGACGUGACAAGUUAUCAGCUGGAACGCAACAAUAAGGUGGUCCUAACUGGCCAACCUGGAAGCAUCUCUGAUCUGUUAAUGUUGAAUGAUGACAAUGGGAAUGUUGUCAUUGCUGGAAUUAAACAUGAUGAUCCUAUUGUCAGCAGCCUGGGACUAAAAGAAGGUGAUGAGCUUCUUGGAGCAACAAUUUUUUUUGAUAAUCUACAGAAGGCAGAAGUGCUUAAUAUUCUGAAAGCUGCAGAGCCUUACAAAGCUGGUCUACAACUGCAUACAAAAAGUGAAUCCACACUCUCUCAAUUUAGCCCAUACACUCUAAGAACAGACAAUGUGGCAGUUAAACCUUCAGCAUAUGAUGAUCUUUUCAACUCUAAGAUUCGUCGAUAUCUUAAAGGUUCACUUUCUAUGCAAGAUUUGUCCAAGACAGACACAGGUGGUGGACAGUUGAAAUCCAAAACACCAAGUUACACACGGAAUACAUAUAGUUUAUCAACUGAUUUGUCUGAGAUUCCAUCUUCAGAAUUUCCCACUCCUCAAGUACAUGGCGAAAUCAAUGCACCACACCUCAGUAUAAAAGAUUCCCGGAGUAAAGAACCUGGAUCACAAUUUCAGUUGCCAUCUUUUAAUGCUUCAGGAGAACAAAUACAUGUCCCAGAUUUAGAUACAGGUUUCAAAACACCUUCAGUAAACAUUUCACAUAAACAGAAUUUUGAUGUUGAUGUAAAUGUCCCCAGCAGGAAGUUUCCUAAAGCAGAAAUAGAUGGGAAAAUAACGGCUCCAGAUGUGGAACUAACAACAUCAACUGUGUCAGGCAAAGUGAAAACUCCUGAGGUAGAUGUAGCUGAACCAAAUGUUAAAGGGCAAAAGUUUAAAGUACCAUCACUUAACCUUUUUAAUUCUAAAAAAUCUGUUCAAAAGGCUCCAGAACCUGAAGCUAAUAUGCCACAUGUUCAGGUUCCUGAUGUUAAUAAGGCUCUCCCAAAAGCAGACAUACUCAAACCUGACCUAGAGAGUCCCAAAUUAAAGAGACCAGAAUUGAAUGUUGAUCUUCCAAAAAUCGGUGUAAAGGGUGCUAAAUUGCCUGAUAUACAAGUUCCAGAACUGAAAGGUCCAGAAGUAAAUAUUAAUCGUCCUAAAGGAGGCAUUAAAGUGAUAAGAGGUCCAGAUGAUAAUGUGGCUCUUCCUGACUUAGGUGUAAACAGCCCACAACUGAAAGGACCAGAAAUAGAUUUUGAUUUACCUAACAUUGGAGUAAAAGGCUCUAAAGUUCUUGGUGUGAAAGUUCUUCCUACAACUGAUAUAAACUUGCCAAAGUUGAAAAGUCCAGAGUUAAAUGUUAACGUACCAAAUGCUGAUAUACAAAUUCCAAAACUGAGAGGUGUUAAUGGAAAUAUUGAUCUUCCUAAAACUGAUAUCCAUGUUCCUAAAGGCACAAAUAAUAAUUUCGCUGACAUUAAAGUUCCAGAUGUAAAUAUUGGUUUUCCCAAGAGUAACAUACAAAUGCCAAAACUUAGGGGUCCAGAUGUGACUGUUGACCUUCCUCAAGCUGACUUAAAAAUUCCAAAGGUUAAAGGUCCAAAUGUGGAUAUUGAUCUUGCUAAACCUGCUCUUCAAAUGCCAAAGAUCAAAGGUCCAAAUAUUGACUUUCCAGAAGCAGACAUCAACAUUCCAAAACUGAAAACUCCAGAAGCAAAUAUAAACCUUCCCAAGGUAGGCAUAAACAAGACAAAGUUAAAGAGUCCAGAAAUUAAUGUUGACCUACCUACAGCAGAUAUAAAACAUCCUAAAAUGCUAAUUCCAGAUUUAAAUCUUGAUAUUCCAAAACUAAAAGGCCCAGAGGUUAAUGUUAAUAUUCCAAAGGCAGAUAUAAAAGCUCCCAAACUGAAAGGACCAGAUGUUGAUCUUGAUCUACCUAAAUUAGAUUUAAAGGCUUCCAAACUCAAAGAUCCAGAAGUCAAUGUUAACCUCCGAAAACCUGACAUACAUAUUCCAAAACUAAAUGGUCCAGAUGUCAGUGUUGACAUUCCAAAAGCUGACAUACAUAUCCCAAAACUGAGUGGCCCAGAAGUCAGUGUUGAUCUGCCUAAAGGUGGAAUAAAAAUGCCAACACUCAAAUCUCAAGAUGUGAACCUUGAUGUUCCAAAAACAGAGAUAAAGACAAAAUUUAAAAUGCCUUCAUUUAACUUGUUUGGAAGCAAAAAAUUUCCAGAUGCUACGCUAAAUCUAAAAUCUCCACAAGUUAAAACUGGAACACUAGAUUUAAAGGGACCCAAACUGGAUUUAAAUGCACCUAGCAUGAAUGUGUCAGGUCCAACACUAAAGGGGGAAAUUUCAAGUCCAGAGGCCAACAUUCAACUUCCAGAAGCAGAUGUAAAGGGUCCCAAAUUUAAAAUGCCUUCUUUCAACAUAAAUACACCGAAAAUGAAAACGCCCUCUUUCCAGAUGUCAGGGCCAAACACUCAGGCUCCUGAUGUAAAUGGUGAGGCUUCUUUGUCUACUCCAAAAGUAGAUCUCAAUGCACCUCAAAUAAACAUAAAAGGUCCUGAAACAGAUGUAAGUGCUCCAAAGUUUAAAAAACCAUCAUUUAAUUUCCCUUCAUUUCAGAUGAAAGGCUCAAAUGUAAAAACGCCUAACCUGGAUAUUGAUGCAUCUGCAAAAAGUCCAGAAUUAGAAGUGAACGUACCUCAAAUUAAUGUUAAAGGUCCAGACACAAAUUUAAAUGCCCCCAAAUUAAAACUGCCAUCAAUUCAGAUGUCUUCUUUCCAAAUGUCAGCUCCCCAGGUCCAAACUCCAGAUAUUAAUGCAUCUGCAAAAACUCCAGAAGUAGAUAUAAAUGCACCCCAAAUUAAUGUUAAAGGUGCAGACACAAAUGUAAAUGUCCCAAAAGUUAAAAUGCCCUCAUCCCAGCUCCCAUCUUUCUCUAUGUCUAAUCCAAAGGUUGUGACUCCAGACAUAGAUGUUGAUGGGUCUCUAAAAUCUGCACACCUUGAUUUAAAUGCACCCAAAGUCAAAGUUAAUGUUCCCGAAGCUCAGAUAAAAACACCAAAAAUUAAUGUUGAAAAAAAUGAGUUGGAAGUGGGUGGUUCUUUAAAUGCCCCAAAAGUUAAUGUUGAUGGUCCUAAAUUUGAUAUUCCUGCUCCAGAUGCAAAGAUAAAUGCACCCAAGUUUAAAAUGCCUUCAUUUCAGAUGCCCUCUUUUCAAUCAUCUUCUCCAAAGGUUCACAUUCCUGAUGUUGAUGCAUCUAUAAAUGGUCCUCAAGUAGAUGUUAAUGCUCCCCAAAUUGAUGUUGAAGACCCAAGCUUAAAUGUAAAUUCUCCUAAAUUUAAAAUACCAUCAUUUCAAAUGCCUUCCUUUCAAAUGCCUGGUUCAAAGGUUGAUGCUCCUAAUAUGGAAGUUAAUAGAUCAUUUAAAGCUCCAGAAGUAGAUGUAAAUAUACCCAGCACUGAUGUUAAAGGGCCAGAAAUACAAUUAAAAGCACCAAAAUUUAAAAUGCCAUCUUUUCAAUUGACAGGUCCUAAUGUCCAAACUCCAGAUUUAAAGGCAGAUGGAUCUUUAAAUCUACCAAAAGUUGAUUUAAAUGCUCCACAGAUAAACAUGAAAGAAACAGAGCAAAAAAUAAAUCAACCCAAAUUUAGAAUGCCAUCAUUCAAUCUUCCGGGCGUCAAUAUCGAUGAACCUGAUAUAAAUGCAGGAGGAAAUAUAAAAAAUCCAAAUAUUACAAUCCCUCAAAGUUCUCUUGGCAAUAAAGAUGUAAAGAUAGGUGCACCAAGUGUAGAAGUCAAGGAAUCCAAAUUUAGAUUUCCAACCUUGCGUAUAUUUCACCCUAAAGGCAAUUUGCCAGAUGUUGAUUUAGGUUUAGAGUCUGCAAAUCUGGAUGUCCCUUCUCUUCCAACAGUACAAGGCAGUGCCACAUUACCAAAUAUGAAUAUUAGUGCACCAAAUGUCAGUGUUAAGGCUUCAGAUAAAAAGAUGACUAUGCCAAAAUUUAAAAUGCCAACCUUUGGAAAAUCUCGUUCAGAGGACUUUGAUGUUAAACUUAAAGCACCUGAUGCAUCAUUGCCAAAGACUAACAUAGAAGUUCAAAGCCCAGAGGUGAAUGCAAAUUUACCGAGCAUUAGUGUAAAACCUCAAAAAUUUAAAACUCCUGAUGCUGAUUUGAAAGUUCGAGUUCCAGAGCUGGAAAGUGCAAUCAAUGUACCAAGUGUUCAAGCAAAAGCUCCAAAAUUAACCAUGGAAAACAUUGAUGGAAAUAUAUCAUUACCUUCUGCUAAUAUAUCUGGUCCUAGAAUUGACAUACCUGACAGUAAAGUAAAAGCACCGGGUUUCAAGAUUUCCUCACCUCAAAUAAGUGCACCUGACUUCGCUAUGGAAUUACCUUCUGCCAAUGUCAAAGCACCAAAAAUAAAAGCCCCAAAUGUCAAUAUUUCUGGUCCAAAGCUGGCACAUGAUGGAUUAGAUGAUAUAGAUGUAGAUAUAGAUGGCCCAUCUACACAUGUAAAUGAGCCAAAGUGGAAGAAACCAUUCCCAGGUCAAACAGAGGGCCCAACUAUUGAUACGGGCAUUCCACAAAUGCGAAAUGACCUUAAAAUGUCACCACCAAAGAUGCAGAGUUAUCAGAAUGAUGCCACCCUUGAUAUAAAUUUGCCUUCUGCACAAGUGAAUGCACCAACAUGGAAAAAACCUUUUUCUGGGCAAACAGAAGAACCAGGUGAGGAUAUAAAAGUUGAUGUGCCUCCUGCGAACAUAGAUGUAGAUCUAUCUUCUCCUCUAAAAAAUAACAAUCUUCAGUCAAAGUUCUCUUCCAUCUUUCCUGAAAAUAUGUUCUCCAUUCCAGAUGUCUCCUUUGACUUUUCUCCCACACACCCAGGAAAAUCAUAAUUUUUUAAUGGU
Messenger RNA from Nanorana parkeri, 4983 nucleotides. Its product is annotated as neuroblast differentiation-associated protein AHNAK-like. NCBI's taxonomy places the organism in Eukaryota, Metazoa, Chordata, Amphibia, Anura, Dicroglossidae. The record is from RefSeq and is a predicted model, not a curated record. Gene Ontology annotation, cellular component: nucleus; cytoplasm. The coding region runs from base 1 to 4971 and encodes 1656 amino acids. The transcript has 5 exons. Gene Ontology annotation, biological process: regulation of RNA splicing.